Messenger RNA from Hydatigera taeniaeformis, 1227 nucleotides. NCBI's taxonomy places the organism in Eukaryota, Metazoa, Platyhelminthes, Cestoda, Cyclophyllidea, Taeniidae. The record is from the annotation of a GenBank genome assembly.
ACUGUAUCCAUGAAAAUUGCCAGAUCUGGUCCUCAAAUGAUUGCUGUGUUGGUAAAGUGCGACGUAGGCUCUACUUGUGACAGUGGCGUUUAUGUUCACUUAAUUGCGGAUAUCAAGGGUAACUACGGAUACCUCUCGGGGAUCGAAUACCCUCUCAGAACAUUUUACGGUGUUUUAGCUUUGGCCCAUGCUCUCCUGGCACUGCUAUGGUUAUGCUUUAUAUUCUUUCACUGGAAAGACCUUUUACGAAUUCAAUACUACAUUACUUUGAUGGUAUUCAUCGGUCUUGUGGAACAGAUCACACUAUACGCACUAUACGAAUCGCUAAAUCGAACGGGUGUUGCACUUAAAAGUGCUCUUAUUUUCGCCCUAAUUGUCAGUUGUGUGAAACGCACUCUGGCGCGCUUUCUCCUUCUCAUUGUUUGCGUUGGGUACGGCAUCACAAAAUCGCGAUUGGGCACAGCUUAUCGUCGAAUUGUGUGGAUCUGUAUCGUCUAUCUAGUCUGCUCCCUCUUCGACAGCGGUCUACGUGCCUUCCAUCCACGAUUCAAGCCUUCUCUUGCCGUCCUCAUCGGCGGCCUACCCAUGAUUGCAGUUGAUCUCGCCAUCCUCUGGUGGAGCUUCUCCUAUCUUGUUAGUACCCUGCGUGAGACUCGGAUGCGGCGCAACAAGGUCAAGUAUCGUCUCUAUCGCAUCUUUUCUGCACUUCUUAUUGCUGUGGCUGUCGUCUCAGUUCUUUGCAUGUGUGUGUCAAUCUUUCUGCUGCAUUGGAAACCUUGUACAAGAGCAUGGCGAUAUAUUUGGUUCGAUGAGACUUUCUGGCAGCUGCUUUUCUUUAUCGUCCUUCUCACUAUCGUCGUUCUCUGGCGCCCUAGCAGUACUAAUAAACUGUAUGCACGCAGUGCCUUCCUCGAUCCCGACGUCGAACCGCCACCCGAGGAUCUGGAGGAACGCCUUCUUGAUGCUAUUGUCUCUGGUGCCAGUUUGUUAAUGUGCUGCCAUAUUCUCUUCAAUCUCAUGAAAAGAGGUGGUGGACAACCCAUUUUCCAGGCAUGUGAAGGUAUUUUACCGGUUAGGUGUGCUUACGUUCUCCACUUUUUUUGGAUUUCAGGCAUAAACGAUGAUUCUUCAGAGGGUGGAAAGAAGGGCAACACAAAUGUGGCUUUUGAGGACGACGCAUUGCGCUGGGCUGAAGAGAACAUUCCCUCCUCGCAACCAAACCGGUAA